AUGUGUCUCCUCAGUGUUAGUGCAGGAGCUUCCAAUGAAGCAAGUACUACGGAGUCCCCUGGAGGAGAAACAAUCUCAGUUGCAUCUACGACCUCCACGCCCGAGCCGACAACUGCAUCAGACGCCACUACAACUGCACCAGACGCCACUACAACUGCACCAGCCGCCGCUACAACUGCACCAGCCGCCGCUACAACUGCACCAGCCGCCGCUACAACUGCACCAGCCGCCGCUUCAACUGCACCAGCCGCCGCUACAGCUGCACCAGCCGCCGCUACAACUGCACCAACCGCUGCUACAACUGCACCAACCGCUGCUACAACUGCACCAAGCGCUGCUACAACUGCACCAACCGCUGCUACAACUGCACCAACCGCUGCUACAACUGCACCAACCGCUGCUACAACUGCACCAACCGCUGCUACAACUGCACCAACCGCUGCUACAACUGCACCAACCGCUGCUACAACUGCACCAACCGCUGCUACAACUGCACCAACCGCUGCUACAACUGCACCAACCGCUGCUACAACUGCACCAGCCGCAAGUGCUGCCGCAUCGACUGCUCCUGUGGAAGGCUGCGAAAUUAAAAAAAAUCAAUCUGAUGAACGCUCGUUUCAAACAAAUGCAAUCCAGGAGUGCAUUGUGCCUAGCAAGAUCCACACAAAAAUAACAAUGAAAUAUUGUCUUGCGUUAUUGGUUACACUGAAUGGAGCGAUCUAUUGCCAGGGGGCUGGUACGAAAGACAUCAUUACGCGGUGUCAGUGUGGUUUUCUGUUAGGACUUGGAUUGCUGGGACCCUUCCCCAACACAACAGACGUUGAGCAGGGUGGAACAUUUGUUGACACUUUCGGUAAUCCAUUGCUUGGUCUAUUUGGCGGAUUGGGAAAAAGCUUAGUUCUAGCAGGAGAGCGAAUCAACUUGGGUGCUGCUGGGACUAUUCCUCAGUGGUUUGUUGGGCUUGGUGAGAAAUUACGUGGUGCAAACAACUUUCAAAGUGCUUUCUGA
Messenger RNA from Condylostylus longicornis, 1008 nucleotides. RefSeq names its product integumentary mucin C.1-like. Lineage: Eukaryota; Metazoa; Arthropoda; Insecta; Diptera; Dolichopodidae. The record is from RefSeq and is a predicted model, not a curated record. Bases 1 to 1008 code for a protein of 335 amino acids. The transcript has 4 exons.